AUAUAUCUUUGGUUAAUGUUUCAGAAGUUGUCCCAUUUUUGGCCUUUGUGUGCCUAUUGAUGUUCGCUGAGAAAAUUCCUGUCCAUCUGAUUUCUGUUGCCACGUGCUUCGCCAUGUAUGUUGUCAAACAACAACUUACCACGGAAUUCAAUGCACAUGUGAAAAGAUUAACUGUGGAUCUUACAACAUGGGAUGCCAUAUUUGUGGUCGAGGGACAGAGAAUCCUGACAAUGGUAGAUACUGUAAUUGAAACCGUUAAUGAAAUCACCACCAAUUAUGAAUCUCUUCGUGACCAGUUGGACCAAAUAACUGAGAUGGGUUCUGUGGCACCAUUAAUAUCUGAACAAUUUGCUGGCCUAUCCGUAUCUACAUCCAAUUUUUCUCAAAGAUCUUCUGGUUCUUCUCUGGGUUCUUCUAGUGGCUCAAGUACUUUAAAUAAAAUAGAUACUUGGAUAGAUAGUAAAAAUAAUUUUAACUUAGCUAAUAAUACGGAGUAG
Dentiscutata heterogama is the source of this 497-nucleotide messenger RNA. The record is from the annotation of a GenBank genome assembly. NCBI's taxonomy places the organism in Eukaryota, Fungi, Glomeromycota, Glomeromycetes, Diversisporales, Gigasporaceae.